AAAGCCCUUCCAAAUUUAAGGGAUUACUCAGCAAGCUAGCUUGUUGAAUGCGUAAGGAGCAAAACAAGGUAUCCACCAGGAAGACCAGAACGAAACUCUCAAAAGUUAUUUAUAAUAAAGAAGACCAGGAUAAGAAUACCGAACAGAAAGGAUGAAGACCAAGCUGAUUCUCAUCCAUACGGAAGACUAAUGAUCAGAACUUAUCAACUCCAAUGAAAAGUCUUCAGCAAAGACCUUCCUUGAAAGACCGACUCCUCAAUACUGGAGAUAAAAAAGACAGCCUUAACGCUAAAAUAUCGCCUAUCAUGCAGAAGAGACAUUCGAAGAAUUCUGGUAAUUCGACUGUUGGAACUAACCAGAUUGAAACCAAAGCCUUUAGUUCUCCCUAUAUGAAGCAAUUUAUUUCAAAGAACUUGAACCAGUUGAAUAAUUUUCCGAGUGCUGGUGAAGUAGAGUACAAAUAUAUGGGAAAUGAAGAGGAUAGCAGAAGUGGGAAAUCUGAUAGCAAUAGGGAAGACCUGGUUGGGCAGAGUAUGAUCAAACAAAAGUCAGUACCUCUCUCUUUAAAAACAACUAAUAAGCAUUCAAGUUUUCAAGACAAUAACUUGUUAGUCCCAUCUUCUAUCCAGGAGGAUGAAGUUGAAGAGACUCUGAGAAGCGCAUCUCCAAACCUUAUUAUAAGAAGUAAUCAAUCACGGAUUGCUGAAUGGAGAACACAAAAGAAUAUAACUCUAGAUGAAUACAAUGAAUUCUCAGAACAUUGCAGUGACUACAACCAAGUUGAGGUCAUUGAAGAUUAUGUAGAGAGCCUAAAUCGAGCAAUGAGUGAGAAGAAUGUAAAUCCUAUCCACAACAGGAAAAGAUCAACUUUUAGAAAAUUCUACCAUUCCAACUUUGAAGAAGAACUCUCUGUAAGUGACGAGGAAGGAUCUUUGGAGAUUGAUGAAGAGGAAGAUGAAGAAAUACUCAGGCAAGUAAACCAAAGGCUUUCACUAAAUGCUAAGAAAGACCAGAUUGAAGGGAUUAAAAGGAAAGAGUCUAAUACGAAUACCCAAUGUAUAACUCAGCAGAAGAAAUGAAUGUCGAAGAGGAGCGAGUUCUCUCAGAAAAAUAUUGUCUCGUCUAUUCCUACUUCUCAUGUAGACAUAGAUACUAUCGGUGGAAAAACAGUGGUGAAGAGGGUCACCAAAGAAGAGAAAGAAGCCAUUGUCAAGAAGAGAUUGAGGAACUUCCUUCUCUAGAAUCACGACUAUCAGUAAAUCAUCGUAAUUUUAAAUUUUCUGUCAAAUCUUUUA
This is a messenger RNA of Moneuplotes crassus, 1295 nucleotides long. NCBI's taxonomy places the organism in Eukaryota, Ciliophora, Spirotrichea, Euplotida, Euplotidae. The record is from the annotation of a GenBank genome assembly.